This is a messenger RNA of Aspergillus chevalieri, 1005 nucleotides long. RefSeq names its product SDR family oxidoreductase. The record is from RefSeq and is a predicted model, not a curated record. Lineage: Eukaryota; Fungi; Ascomycota; Eurotiomycetes; Eurotiales; Aspergillaceae. Gene Ontology annotation, molecular function: oxidoreductase activity, acting on the CH-OH group of donors, NAD or NADP as acceptor. The transcript has 5 exons. The coding region runs from base 1 to 1005 and encodes 334 amino acids.
AUGCCCAAGGUUCUGCUCACUGGAGGCAGUGGCUUCAUUGCCGCUCACAUUGUCGACAUCUUGCUGCAGCAUGGUUUCGACACCGUCGUGACGGUCCGUUCCGAUGAGAAGGGUCAGAAGAUCCUUGGAAGCCACCCGAACAUCCCGAAAGAGAAGCUGUCAUAUGUCAUUGUCAAGGACGUCGCUGAAAACGGUGCCUUCGACGAGGCUGUUAAAUCUAAUCCGCCAUUCGACUAUGUCCUCCACACAGCAUCCCCUUUCCAUUUCAAUGUCCAGGACCCGGUUAAGGAUUUCUUGGACCCCGCCAUCAAGGGAACGACUGGAAUCCUGAAGGCGAUCAAGGCCUACUCCCCUACUGUGAAGAGGGUUGUCGUCACUUCGUCUUUCGCCUCCAUUGUUAACUCCGACAAACACCCUCCUGUCUAUAGUGAAGAGCACUGGAACCCUGUGACUUGGGAACAGGCCCUGGACCACUCUAAGGUCUACCGGGCUAGCAAAACAUUCGCGGAAAAGGCUGCAUGGGACUUUGUUGAAAAGGAGAAGCCCAACUUCGACAUCGCUACGGUCAACCCUCCUCUUGUCUUCGGUCCCAUCGUGAACUACUUGAACUCCCUCGACGCGAUCAACACAUCCAACAAGCGGUUCAAGGACUUUGUCCAGGGUAAUCUGAAAAACGAGACGCCUUCUACAGACACUUUCCUCUGGGUGGAUGUUCGUGACGUUGCUUUGGCUCACGUUAAAGCAAUUGAAGUAGCAGAGGCUGGAGGAAAGAGAUUCUUCGUCACCAACGGCUUUUUCUCAAACAACGACAUUGCGGAUGCUAUUCGGGAAAGUCACCCUAAGCUGGAAUCCAAGCUGCCGCCAAAGAAUGCUCCUAGCAACCCCCCAUCCUAUGCUUACGGAUACGACAACACUAGAUCCCGUGAGGUUCUGGGUAUCUCGUACCUGCCUUUGAAGAAGACUGUUGCCGAUACCGUUGAGUCUCUGCUGGCUGUUGGUGCGUAG